Lolium rigidum is the source of this 1185-nucleotide messenger RNA. Its product is annotated as pollen receptor-like kinase 5. The record is from RefSeq and is a predicted model, not a curated record. Gene Ontology annotation, biological process: protein phosphorylation. Bases 1 to 1185 code for a protein of 394 amino acids. NCBI's taxonomy places the organism in Eukaryota, Viridiplantae, Streptophyta, Magnoliopsida, Poales, Poaceae. Gene Ontology annotation, molecular function: ATP binding; protein kinase activity. The transcript has 2 exons.
AUGUCCCCGUUCGUGAAGAUCGCCAUCGCGCUCAUCAUCGUCGGCGUGCUGCUCGCCGUCGGGGGCAUCGCCACGGGCGUCCUCGGCCGCCGGCGACGGAGGAAGCGACGCGCGAAGCGGACCGACGGAUCCGUGACCCUCCCCAACGGCGAGCAGACGCCGUCCAACCCGGUUCUGGAGACAGCGCCGUGCGUCGCCAUGAGCCAGGCCGCCCCCGUCGCCGCGUCGGCGAAGCGUGGAGGGCGGCGCGACGAGCACGGGCGGCUGGUGUUCAUCAGUGAGAGCCGCGUGAGGUUCGAGAUCGAGGACCUGCUGCGCGCGUCCGCCGAGGUGCUCGGCAGUGGCAACUUCGGGUCCUCGUACAAGGCGACGCUGUUAGAGGGCUCCUCGGUGGUGGUGAAGCGGUUCAAGGACAUGAACGGCGUCGGGCGUGAGGACUUCUCGGAACACAUGCGUCGCCUCGGCCGCCUCGACCACCCCAACCUCAUCCCGCUCGUAGCCUACCUCUACAAGAAGGAGGAGAAGCUCCUCAUCACCGACUACAUGUGCAACGGCAGCCUCGCCAAUCUCCUCCAUGGGGGUCGAGGAAAGGCGUUGGACUGGGGGAAGAGGCUGGGGAUCAUCAAGGGUACGGCAAGGGGGCUGGCGCACUUGUACGACGAGCUGCCGAUGCUGACGGUGCCGCACGGGCACCUCAAGUCGUCCAACGUGCUCCUCGACGCCGACUUCCGGCCGGCAUUGUCGGACUACGCGCUGGUGCCGGUGCUGACGGCGACGCACGCGAAGCAGGUGAUGAUGGCGUACAAGGCGCCCGAGUGCGUGGAGGCGCACGGGAAGCCGUCCAAGAAGAGCGACGUGUGGAGCCUCGGGAUCCUCAUCCUCGAGAUUCUCACGGGGAAGUUCCCGGCCAACUACCUCCGGCAGGGGAGCAAGGGCACCACCGACCUCGCCGGGUGGGUGAACUCCGUCGUCACGGAGGAGCGCACGGGGGAGGUGUUCGACAAGGACAUGUCAGUGGCGGGCGAGGAUGCCGAUAGCGAGAUGCUCAAGCUGCUCCAGGUCGGGCUGGCGUGCUGCGAGGCCGACGUGGACAAGAGAUUGGACCUCAAGGCCGCCGUCACCGGAAUCGAGGAGGUCAGGGAGCCGGAGCCUGCAUCGACGAGCCAAGGCGAAUCGAAAUCAUAA